GACCUCCUGAUUAGUUAGUGGUGACACCCCAUAUGUGAACUCUAGCAUUUAGAGGCUGCCAUCAUGGUGAAGAGAUGAUAGGGAUUGAGAGAAAUAGCAUGCGCAUCUUUCGCAUCAAAUUGUCCUGACCCCACUGGUCGAGAGUGAGUGAUUCAUUUUCAUUUUCUAUAUGCUCUUGUACCCCGGUGAGGACCUAGAUUGCUCGGUCUCUAUUCUGAUGUCUUGAGUUGGAUGCAUGAGUUGACUGUUUUGAGUAAGUGGUUGAAUCAAGUCUAGGUUGGCCAGUGAACAGACGGGAGACUCUUCCUUUACUCGAUUUGCUGCACUCGAAUGUCCUUUGUGGUGGUUGUCCAGGUUGUUAUUGAGGUUGUGCAUGUAUUGAUGUUUGAAAACCAGUGCGAUUCACGUGUUCUGUGCCUUUAUGACUUGUCCCCAAUGUUGGUUGAUUGAAAUGUGUAGGCUUACCUAGUGUCUGACUUGGUUUGCUUGGGGACAAGCAAACGGUUAAGUGUGGGGGAGUUUGAUAGACCGUCAUUUACACAUGUUUUUACCCCCGUUCUUACACCGUUUGAGGUGUUGAUUCUCGUGUUUUAGGCCGAUUUCACGCUAGGUUGUGCUUGUUUGUGAUAUUUCAGGUCCUAGUACGUGAAUGAAGGCUUAGGAGCGAGUCUGGGGUCGAUUGGACGAAGAACGGACGAAUGGCGAGGUUUUUGGGGAGCUGCACGGGCAGACCAGGGAGGCUGCACGGCCGUGCACGGUUGCAAGCUGGCCGUGCGCCUCAUGCCGAGGAGAUGCACGGGCAGGCCCUGAAGAUUGCACGGCCGUGCACCUGGCCGUGCAAGAAGCCUGAGUUCGACUUAAGGGAUACGCUGCGUUUCAGAGUGCACGGCCAGAAUGGUGAGGUGCACGGCCGUGCACCCUGGCCGUGCAACUCGGGAAACCCGGUUUUAAAGCCUAAUCCGAGCCAGAAGUGAGAGAACAGUGUUUUCAGAGCAAAAACAGAGCCCUAGAGAGAGAAAGUACGAAGAACACAUCCUAGAAGCUGUCUUAGAGCUGGAUUUCAUCGAAUCGAGCCUGGAGAUUGUCAUAGGAGUGAAAAUCAUCGUCCCGGAGCAGAUUAUCCUCAUCGUUAUGAGUAUGACUAAUCCGAUUCUUGUUUUCUCUUCUCUCUCUAUGGAGUAGAACCCUUCUCUCACUUGGGGAUGAAGAACCCUAGUUCUAUGUGUUAGGGAUUGAUUGUAAUGACUUGGGAUGAUAUUACUGUUUGGUUUUAAUCGAUUGAGACAUGCUUUAUUGAGUCAAUUGAAUCUUGAUCAAAUUCUCUUGAUUUCUGCUUUAACCUAUGAUAGAUAGAAUCUGAUUAGGUUAAGAGAGCUUCCUUGAUUGAUAGUGGUGAAUUGGUUGUGCGAGAGUCAAUCAAUUUACUGCUUUGUACUGGAAUCUAAUUCCAGUAGUGAAUUUCUGUUCUUACUGCUUCAGCUUUCUAUCCCGGUGAAGACUAGUCGUCUGCCGGGUAGUUAGACUGAGAGGGCUUGGUCAGCUUAAGAGAUUCCAAGCUACUGCCGGAUCUUCCGCAGUCUAAUCAACAGUAAAUCAACCC
Linum trigynum is the source of this 1600-nucleotide messenger RNA. The record is from the annotation of a GenBank genome assembly. Lineage: Eukaryota; Viridiplantae; Streptophyta; Magnoliopsida; Malpighiales; Linaceae.